AUGUCUAAUACUGCUACUGCUAAGACACACAGAAGGGCUGAUACUUAUGAAGGUCCUCAAAUGAAUUUCAAAUUCCCAAGUGAUGAGGAUUUUCAAGCUCAAAACAUCUCAAAAGAUGAAGAAGUUGAACUUACCGGUCCAAAGAUUGAACCAUACUAUAAAUAUGAACAAAUUUAUCCUAAACCUUCUUCUGAAAGGUUAGAUGAAGGAUUUGAUCAAGAAAUUUACAAACAUGACCAACGUCCAACCUUAGACCCUGCUCAAACUCAAGAAUUUAGUGGAUUAGGUGCAACUGGUACAAUUCCUGAAGAUGGUGUUCCAGAUCAUACUCAAUAUUUAGCUGCUGGUAAUUAUAUCCCAAAUCACACAAAACAACCAUCAAAUAUAAGUUCAGCUAUUACUUCAAAUUAUACAACUAAUGCAAGCUCAAAUAAUGAUUUCCAAUUUUCAAUUCCAACUCAAGACAAUACCUCAUACCAAAUCACAAACAAUUUAUCGGAAGAAAGACUUGUAAGAUCACCACCUUCAUUAUCCCUUUCAACCUUUUCUCGUGGGGAAUCUUUAAGAAGAAAAAAUUCUGUUAGAAGAACCAACUCAUUGAAAAGAACCAAUUCAUCAUUAUAUCGUAAAGCAUCAUUGAAAAGAUCUAAAGCUGUUAAAUACAAGAUUGGUUGGUUAACAAGAUUGAAACAAAUGGGUAUCAACAUCAAAAAUAAAUUGAAAUCAUGGAGAAAGAUUGCAGUUAGAAAAGCAUUCAAUACUAAAGGUAAAAAAUUCAACAAACGUUCAAUGACAAUGAGAAAGAAAAGAAUCUCAAUGCCAUUAGAAAGAGAAAGAGCCAAAAGUAUUUCUGAAUUGAAAAGAGAAAUCAAUAACUGGUAUGUUCCAGAAAGAAACUUCACUGUUGGAUCAUUUGUUGAGCCACCACCACCAUCAACCGAUAGAGUUAUUUCAAAUGGAUCAAAAAUUACAGAUAGAAUUGUUUCUUCUAACUCAGAAUUCUCAUUUAAGAGAACUCCACCUCCAUUACCACCACACCGUGUUGCUUCAUCACCAAUGCUCAAGGCACACAUUGAAUCUGAUAAAAGAUCAAGCCAUACACUGAACAGAAGUUUUUCAACUCCAACAGGGACAGAACUUUUACAAGAAAAACCAAAAGUUCAACCAUAUUUAUUACAACCUGAAACCAAGUCAAGUCAUCCAUAUCAUCAAUUAGCUUCAACUGAAGAUGUUACAAGUCCACACAUCACUGGGGUAGUAUAUGAUGAAGAUGAUGAUGAAGAUGAAUUUUUUGAAGAAGAUUAUUAUCAAGCUAAAGAAGAAGAAGAUAAUAUUCGUGAUUUAUGGAGAACUUAUUUAAGAAGAACAAUUGCUGCAAGAAUUGAAUCUAAAUUAGAAAUCCAUAACAUUGCUCAAAUUCCAGAACCAGAUGCUGCACAAGAAUAUGCUGAGAAUGUGUUUGGUCUUAAUAGUGAUAACGAUAGUGCUCGUGAAAGUAUAAGUGAUUUUGAUGAUGCUGAUAAUGAAUCAUUAACAUCUGUCUCAGGUAGUGAAUUUAGUGAUGCUUCAGUUUCAAUUUCGGGAUCCGAAGUCAUGUCAGAAACAAGCACAAAUUAUUUCUCAACUUACAGUGAUCCAAUAAGUUCACCACCAUUACAAUUAACUAGAGAAUCUUAUAAUUUUAUUCAAGCACAACUAAGAAAUGUUAAAAGAUCAUCUACAUUACCAAACAGAACUCCAAAUGAUAGAUUAAGUCAUUACAGAGGGAUGGCACCAAUGCAUAACAGAUACAUGUCUGUAACCACAUAG
This is a messenger RNA of Hansenula ciferrii, 1809 nucleotides long. It is a transcript of the gene AIM44, whose product is annotated as Aim44p. Lineage: Eukaryota; Fungi; Ascomycota; Saccharomycetes; Phaffomycetales; Wickerhamomycetaceae. Bases 1 to 1809 code for a protein of 602 amino acids. The record is from RefSeq and is a predicted model, not a curated record. The transcript has a single exon.